CCAACAACUCCAUUUACACUCCCGAUCAAUCACCUGACUACUGAAGAUUCGCGUUUUCUCCUCUGGUCUUGCAUUUCUGCCCAUAUUUUGAGGAUUUUUUGAAAUGGCCAUUCACGCAGCUCGAGGAAAAUUAGUGUCCGUGAUUGGAGAUGAGGACACCUGCGUUGGCUUCCUCUUAGGCGGUGUUGGUGAAAUCAACAAAAAUCGUCAGCCAAAUUUCUUAGUAGUUGAUAAGAACACCAGUGUGAGUGAGAUUGAGGAAUGUUUCAAGACAUUCGUCAAACGUGAUGACAUUGACAUUAUCCUCAUAAACCAGAAUGUGGCGGAGCUGAUUCGCCACUGCAUUGACAGCCACACACAACCCAUUCCAGCUGUCCUUGAGAUUCCUUCGAAGGACCAUCCUUAUGAUGCCAGCAAGGACUCAAUUCUUCGUCGUGCUAAGGGCAUGUUCAACCCUGACGAAGUUCAUUAAGAUUCAAUCAUUAUUUUCAACAAAAUUAUCUUCAAAAUUAA
Neocloeon triangulifer is the source of this 513-nucleotide messenger RNA. RefSeq names its product V-type proton ATPase subunit F (gene Vha14-1). Bases 104 to 472 code for a protein of 122 amino acids. Gene Ontology annotation, biological process: proton transmembrane transport. NCBI's taxonomy places the organism in Eukaryota, Metazoa, Arthropoda, Insecta, Ephemeroptera, Baetidae. Gene Ontology annotation, molecular function: proton-transporting ATPase activity, rotational mechanism. Gene Ontology annotation, cellular component: membrane; proton-transporting V-type ATPase, V1 domain. The record is from RefSeq and is a predicted model, not a curated record. The transcript has 4 exons.